AUGAACUACGAGCCGCCUAAAGUCACACCUGUCGAGGUGACCAUCGACGAAGUGAAAAGGUUCUUUGUAAAUUAUAUACUUUCGGAUCAAUUGGGUCAGAUCGCAAACGCUCAUUUGGCUAAAGCUGAUAUGGCGCCAAAUGGUGCUUUCCAUGGCCAAUGCAUCCGUUUGGCACAGCUGCACUCCGAAGCGGUCGAUUUUCCAAAGACAGGGAUACCGGCAGAAUUUCCGUUGGGGCUUAGAGCGGAACGUUUCCCCGACUUUAUGGAAAAAGUGGACAAACCCACCUACGAAUCUCAGAAGAUUCUUGGUAAACUUUAUCGAUCCAUUGUGGUGGACGAAUUUGAUCCUUACACGGAUAUCUCCUUCGAUGAACGCCUUCGCGUGGAUGGUUUCGAACAAUAUCUGGAAGACGCACGAGCAACCAAACGAGAGUAUGACGCAGAAUUGCGUGGAUUGAUGAAUCAAUUUGGUGUUUCGUCCGAGUACGAAGUUUCCAGCGGUUUCAUUGUAAAACCGACGGUGAAGAUUGAAAGGAAGAAGCCACGAGAGGUGCAAAAAUCCGUCGCAGAUAAUAUAGCUGUGAUCAAACGUCAGUACAAGAAGAAAUUUGAACGCGAGUUUUAUGGUGACGGAAAUGUUAUACCACCCGAGAAAGAAAAGAGUAUGGAGGCUAAAGCAUUCGCGUGGUAUUAUGUUUCAUACCAUCCAAAUGAAAUGAACGAUGAUGAUCCUUCAGAGAGAAUGAUAUCGUUCCCAUGGACAAACUGGGAAAUAUUGACGAAGAUCGCGAUCAAAAACAGUAACAAGAAUAGAAGCUUCGCUGACUCCUAUAGCCAUGAAAAGCCGACAAAAUCUUUUUCUUAUUGGCGGGAGAACUUUAUAAUGGAAGAGGAAAAAACGUACAAGUCUAAUCAUGGCACUCGUGAUAUCCAUGAUGUGGAUGAUGGUAUGAACUAUCUCCGAGAGAGUCUCAGGAACAGUCACACCAGGAGUUAG
Messenger RNA from Acaulospora colombiana, 999 nucleotides. The record is from the annotation of a GenBank genome assembly. NCBI's taxonomy places the organism in Eukaryota, Fungi, Glomeromycota, Glomeromycetes, Diversisporales, Acaulosporaceae.